Molecule: messenger RNA, 1267 nt
Organism: Paramuricea clavata
Lineage: Eukaryota; Metazoa; Cnidaria; Anthozoa; Malacalcyonacea; Plexauridae
Source: the annotation of a GenBank genome assembly
AUGGCGACCGCGGUCAGCGUGCUUCUUGGAAAAGUACGUCUAUCCUGUGUUCGUAAGCCUCCUACUAUUGACCACUGGAUCUAUACGUAAUUCAAUACUAGCCACAAAGUCAGAGAAAUCGCCAUGGCUAAAUAUCGAACUGAUUUUAAUCAUCCAUGAGAUAGUUAUAUGGUUAGGCCAUAUCCUUGGUAACCGCUACUUCGCUUCCAGGGACCUGGAAACGAAUGUCCUCAGGCCAGUGAAACCGCUGACAGGAAUUGCUAAACAUUUAAAUCGCAGGCUCAAGAUCCUAUAUGCUGCUGUCAUCAUAUCAAUGACGCUUUUCUCCAUAAUGCUUUGCACGCUAUUUAUAGUGACACAUAUACUGUGGGGCCAAUUGUCAUCCCAGUUUCCCCAUGUACAUGGUCCAGUAGAUAAUAUAUUAUAUGGGUUUGUACUAAUUGCAAUUGUUUAUAACCUCGGUGUGGGACUUGCUUUAUUCUGAACUUUAUCACUGCUGUAUUGUUGUUACGAAGCUCGCUUGAAAAUCAUCGAAAACAUUUUCCUCAAAUGGAAGCACUCGUCAAGCGAUGCCGUCUCAUUUUUCGUACAGUUGUACGCGCGGCCGGUGAAGAAUUCCUGGAAACGAAUCUCGUGGUGGUUCCUCGCGCAUAACAUCGUGACACUCGCGAUACCGCUGUACGGCUAUGAGCUGGCCCAGGCCGUUUCCGGUCGUGCAUACCACUCGAAACAUCUUCCGCCGUUUAUUUGUUACUUGAUAUUUGUGGUGACCAUCUGGCUUGCGCCUACCGUUGUGGGUGAACUAAUAAAGCGACGAGAAAGAAAAUUUAUGGAGCGAAUCAACGAUAUCUCCCCUUGGUUACUGGAAGCUGAGAGGCAUUCUCUUGGUGAGGUGCAUUCUGUCAGAUCUGGGACGCAUUCCCAUGGCAAACAAGAAAUCGACUCCCUUGGCGACACCGAAGAUUCUAUCGGUUCAACCUCUACUGAAGGUUCCGACAGCGCUCCAACGCUUUCCGAGUCUACGAAAGAUCCCGACAGCGCUCCGACGCUUUCCGAGUAUACAUUCGCGUCUCGAGGCGAAGAGUUGAGAAAUUUUCUUCGGUUUUUAAAACGAAGGACGCCCGGGUUGGUGUCGCGAGGAUAUUCAUUGCAACUGAAUUUAUCGCUGAUUUCUCUCAUUGGUGGAGCUAUCUCGUUUCUCAUUAAACUGAAUAGCAUGAAUUCUGAAGAUAUCAUGUAUAGAAAUUGUAACUGUACAAUGUCGUAG